UUUACUCACCAUUGGCUUCUCCUUCCCUUUGCGAUCGAGAGAGAGAGAGAGAGAGUUAUUGAGCCUACUGGUGUGCCUUCGUGCUAGGGGUUUUCGUUGUUACAGUCCUCCCAUGGCGCCUUCAGCUCCGUCAAGCUCAACACCUGAAUUUCAAAUGUCUAAAAAGCCACUUGGGUUAUAUGCUAACGCACUAAAACGCAAGGAUAGUUUCAUUCAGUUGUUGGCCAUGACUGGUAUUUUGCUUUUAAGCUUUCGAUCUUUGGGUCAGAAGUACCGUAUCAACGAUCUUCAAGAAGACACUACGGCUCUCAAACAAGAACAUGAAACCCUAGUUGACCGUAUGAAGAACAUCAAGCGCAGCCUCCUUCAUGAGGCAUCCCUCGAAUCCACUGGCCACUUUGCAUCCAGGCUUCGCCUUCUCUUCAGCGAUGAAGAUUGACUGCUUUAAGUCUUCAAUCUGAUAUAUUAAUCUAUUGUUUGGAGAGCUGCUGCUGAUUGAAGAGCUAGACUUUGGGCUCAUAUCUUCAAAGACAUUACUUAUAAAACUGAUUGUGCCCACCAACUAGCCCAAGGAAAACGCCAAGGGCACAGUUUCAUAUUCAAGUGAUGGAUAGUUUUUAGAAAAUUUUAUAGGGUAGAAUAGAUGUGCUGAUUCUUCAAAAAGUUUCCAUCAGUUAGAGAAAAGUUUGUUUUGUGCCCACGUGUUCUAUGAUGGCUGCACCAUUAUCCUUGCCUUAAAGAAAAAAAACUCGCAGGAAAAAAUACUCACUCUAGGGUGCACCCUAUACCCUAUGGGACUUGAAUGUGGACCACGAUGUGCCAAGGUUGUAUUACUUGUCUAACCCUAUAACAUUUGGGUGUCAAGAAAACUUAGUAAUUACCUCUUAGCUCUUUAUCAAAGUCAUGAUGGUUAAAUUUUCGCUAUUUGACGUAGUGCAUUUGAGCUAAUUCUCUCUAAAGAUGUAUUGCCUCUUUCUUCACAUCACCCAUGAGUCACGACCAAGUACAAGAACAAUCACAAUAUAAGCUUUUUUCUGUUUGGACCCAGCUACUUAGGAGCAUCAUGUAUGAACUGAUUGGGUGUACCUUCAAACUUAUGAGCAUCAUGUACCAUCAUCAUGUACCACUGCAUGCAUCACUACACUCAAUAAAGCUAUUCAACGAUCUAUUGAGCUCA
Molecule: messenger RNA, 1177 nt
Organism: Cucumis sativus (cucumber)
Lineage: Eukaryota; Viridiplantae; Streptophyta; Magnoliopsida; Cucurbitales; Cucurbitaceae
Exons: 2
Coding region: 113-439 (108 amino acids)
Source: RefSeq, a predicted model, not a curated record